CGUCGCUGUUGUCAGGUCCCCAUUCAAAUCGUUAUUAGGAUAAUAUAUUAAGUCUGCUCGACAAUAUCACGCUCAUUGUGGUUCAAAGCGUCAGGUAGGGAAGCUAAACAUGCAAUCCGUAAAGCUCAAUGUCGGCGGUCAUUACUUCACAACAAGUCUUCAAACACUGACCAAAGAUCCAAACUCCAUGUUGGCUGCCAUGUUCUUAGAGACAUUUGAAAUGAAACCUUCUGAAGACGGUGCUUUCUUUAUCGACCGAGAUGGAACUCACUUUCGGUUUAUACUCAAUUAUCUUCGCACUGGGAAAUUAACUUCACCAGAAGGAGAAGCAGCUCUUAAGGAACUGCAGGAAGAAGCUGAGUUUUAUCAGAUCGAAGGCCUCAUAGAGAAAUUAAAAGUAAAUUCGGAGAGUUUAACAAGCGUGAAACUGAAUGUAGGCGGCCACCACUUCACAACAAGUCUUCAAACACUAACUAGAGACCCAAACUCGAUGCUGGCUGCCAUGUUCUCAGGGAAGUUUCCAAUGGAACCUCAUGGAGACGGCGCUUUCUUCAUCGACCGAGAUGGAACUCACUUCCGGUUUAUACUUAAUUAUCUUCGCACUGGGAAGCUAACUUUUCCAGAAGGAGCCACAGCUCUCGCGGAAUUUAAAGAGGAGGCUGAUUUUUACCAAAUUCAGGGGAUUUUAGACGAGUUAGAUGACACAAGGCUGAAGUCGGAGAUUUUGACAGACGAAGAACACCGAAGCAUUCUGGUCAGCUGGUUGCCUCCUAAGGGAGAGAUAGGCAGAAGACGUCGCUAUCGUCUUCUGUUCCGAGCUUCUCGAGAUGGUUUCUCAGCUGCGACUUUUCACUCCAAAUGUGACGACAAAGGACCAACAAUAACCAUUGUGCAGAGUGGAGACAACAAAUUUGGUGGCUUUACAGAUAGCUCUUGGGGGAGAGAUAGUGACGAAAAUUGUAGAGAGGCAUUCUUGUUUAGUAUGGUCAACCCAUUUGGCUCUGCACCAACUAAAAUGUUGUUACGUCCUGACCCAGAGGUGAAUUGGAGCGGCAGACCAGGAGGAAAAAGCUCCAAUCUGCCGAUUCUAGUUGGCAUUUUACCUGAAGCGCAAAGUGGACCAGCAUUUGGUUCGCGACAGGAAGAUACUUUUCGGCGAUACGACCUGCUCAUCUCAGGCAACGCUAACGUAAGGGAUUCAAGUUCUGAAAGCCUUGGCGCGUCAUAUCAGUGCCCUGAAGGAUAUAAGGGAACUUUCUUCACAGGGAAAAGAUCUUUCAUGGUAUCAAAUUAUGAAGUGUUUGAGGUCUUUAAUUGACAUAAGGUAAUUUUUCGAAGACAGAAACGAUGUAGGCGCCCCUCCCCCCCCCCUCCAUUACCUUAUUUAGGACUUAAAAGCGUGACAAUAGCAACAUGUGAUUUCAAAAUGGGUGUAAUAAGGGCACGAUAUUAACACUUGUGAAUUGAAGGAAACACGCAUUAGUUUCGAAAUACACGACGACUAGUUCAAACUACUUUAA
This is a messenger RNA of Pocillopora damicornis (cauliflower coral), 1520 nucleotides long. RefSeq lists its product as uncharacterized. NCBI's taxonomy places the organism in Eukaryota, Metazoa, Cnidaria, Anthozoa, Scleractinia, Pocilloporidae. Gene Ontology annotation, molecular function: protein binding. The record is from RefSeq and is a predicted model, not a curated record. Gene Ontology annotation, biological process: protein homooligomerization.